Messenger RNA from Epithele typhae, 1170 nucleotides. RefSeq lists its product as uncharacterized. The transcript has 9 exons. Bases 1 to 1170 code for a protein of 389 amino acids. NCBI's taxonomy places the organism in Eukaryota, Fungi, Basidiomycota, Agaricomycetes, Polyporales, Epitheliaceae. The record is from RefSeq and is a predicted model, not a curated record.
AUGCUCCUCAGAGACCCCAUAGGACCCUCCCCGCGACGCAUGCUCGACAUGGUGACCUGCACAUUCAAUCUCGACCCCAGCAAUCCCGCUCUCCUCGCAAGCAUCGGACGAGCUUAUGACGGAUACCUCCCGAGGUCGACCGUGUCUUCCGGUCUGUUCGGCAUCUGCACGACGCUGUUUUUCAUGACGUUUUGGGCACUCUGCCGCCGCGGCCUGAGUCUCCGCUCAACCCGGCUUCUUUUCGCCGCGGCAACCGUUCUCUACGCGUCAACAACAGUAUUCUUCGUCUGUGCCGCGUUGAGGAUGCGCGCGGCCAUGCGCCUAGCGACGGUCGUCUCUGCGUUGCAGCAAUGCACCAUCGACGUGGGGUCCGUCCCAUACCCAACCCAGCUCGCGCGCGAGGAGAGAGGCUUUAAUGUGCCGAUGACGGCCACGCUCGCCAUCAACUCUGUCGUCAACGACGGCAUCGUCCUCUGGCGCGCGUUCACGAUCUGGUCGUUCGACAGACGUCUGUGCACCGCGGGUGGUACGUUGUUAUCCGUGUCGUUCGUCGCGGGAGUCGUCUCAACCGUGGAAACCGCACGCCGGAUAACUUCUUCCGAGUCUGACGCGCCGGAUGUACCUAUCCUUCUCGGGGACGCAGCAGGGAUGGUCUGCAUCCUCGCCUCGCGCGCCGUGAACUUGCUCGCGAUGGCGGCGGUGUCCAGAAAGGCGUGGCGUCACUGGAAGACCGUGCGGAGCUGCUUGACGGAGAUGUACGGGGGCUUUCGGGCGCUCCGAUCGUUGAUGCUGCUCGUGGAGUCGGGGAUCGCCUACUGCCUCGUCUGGUUCCUCGUCGUCGUCUACCACGGCAUCUCGUUGACGAUCGGCGUUGACUCCUCCCACACGACGGCCACGUACGCACGCGGCGUCAGCUGGAUCGUCGACAACUGCCUCGUGUACUUGAUCGCGAUCUACCCGUUCGGGCUGAUCACGGUGUUCGCACUGAAGGGGUCCGUCUUGGACCACGUUACCGCGCUGACCAGGGUCACGCUUAAGAGCGACAUGUCCGGGGCCGAGUCGACGGGAACGGGUUCCAUGGUCUUUGCUUCAACGAAAGCGGAGAAGAUCGCCACGCUCUCGUGCACGGACGGCAGUCAGAACCCGGUCAGGGAGUACAAUGCCUUUUGA